AAGUGCCCACCUAGGAUGCACACAGCUACAUGCCCGAGUGAGGUCUUUACAUUACUUCUUGGGUGAAUGUCAAGUAUAGCCUCGGGCUCGGGGCUUGUACACAAGUAAAUAAGUUUAUUACAAGAAAUAUACUGCACGUGUCUUCGUGGGAAUUUCAUCAGGGUAGGUUCCGUUGUUGCUGGAGAACAUUUUGAGGACUUUGGAGGCAGGAGACACUAGUUCGAAACCAUGAACCCAGCAGUUAUUUUUCUUGCAGCAUACGUUGCAAGUAUGACAAUCCCCCAGCAUUCACCUGUUCCGAUGAGCAUGAUGGAAACACAACUCAUGAACUUGACCUGUAAAGUGCCAACCUCUCUUCAAUGGAAUGAACUUUAUCAACUUGAAAUUUCGUUCUCGAGGAGAAACAACUUCUCCCACAGUCUCGUUAGUGUCUCACGCCAGGAACAUUACAAAGAUCUUUCCUUUGGGUAUGUUCCCGACCUCUUACAAUGCUUCAGGACAACUUUUUGAACGGAAUGCUUCCAGUUCCUUUUUAAUAUUGACCUUCCCUUUGACCGAGAACUCACAUGGACUGUACACGUGUACCACAUCCUACAGACUCAGAGAUGAGAAAAGAAAAGAAUCUCAAUCUUUCUAUGUUGGCGGGCCAUCGACGAUCAAAAAGAACGAAAGUGUCGACGGUUUCUCUGUAAAUUUUACCCCUGUUCUUCGGGUCCAUGGCACCUGGAAUUUACCAGCUUUACAGAAUCCUACACUUGUCUAUGGAAGCGUUAACAUCUCAGAGAAGUUUGUAGCAGGUGAUAGAGAAACCUGUUCAUCAGAUCAUCCGGAUAUAGCAGCACUGAACUUUUCUCACAUUUACUACGCCGCAAAGAAUGAACACAUCUUAAGUUUGGAUGCAUGCAUCAAAGUCCCCACACGGUGUGGUAGUGUUGUGUAUAUCACAGGUGAGGACAAGGUCUUCAUCACGGUUCAGGUAAACCUGAAUCCCGAAGAAAAGGAAAGAGGGACAAGUGCUGACAGUGCCAAUAGAAGUCAGCCUCACGAGAAGGGACCUGACACUAAUACAUCUUCUCCAUUGUUACAGGAGACGACCCAUUCUUUGACGGAGCAACGUGUCAUAUUUACAUUCUUGGGUCUUUUUAUGGGGAUUUCAUUGACCUGUUUGCUUGUCUACAUCAAACGGUUUUGUAAGAAGCGACAUGAAAACCCAAGCACGAGAACAACAGAGAAUCUGAAGAAAUGGACUCGCUUCUGGUAGAGAACAACUGUGAGAAGACAAUAGAAGUCGUAGAUGUGGGCGAUGAGCAAGAUGUCGCACCAGUCAGUGAGAUGUCUCAGGACGUGCAGCUGAAGUCUGGAAGGACUGCUGACCACUCGCCUGGCUCUGUGACGUCAGGUGACCCGCUGAGGGCCGCCCCUGCGACGUCAUCAGAGCAGCCUUUGACCUCAAGCCACAGAACGACAGCGGUGACAGACCUCGACAAAGAGUCUAGCUCUGUGGUGUCAUCGGGUGUCACGCUUGGCCCUGGUGACAAGGCAGGUCACAGAGAAAGUGCCAGACCUGUUUGUCAACCGGAACUGGACUGCGAAGCGGUUGAUGAUUCUGUUAGGUCCGGAGGUAGCCGGGUCAUUGAAGUUGUGGAUAGUCAGGUCAGGGCCCCUAACCUCAACCCUAUAUCUGGGAGCGCUUCCCCGCGCCAUCCUCAGCGACAGGCAAUCAAGGUUAUUCACGUGACCAGGCAAAUGUGGAAGGGGACGCAGGUGAGAAUGUGCCCCACCUGUGGGUCUCGUUGACUUUCGUGAGGAGUAAAGAUUUUUGUAGCGUAUGUACUCGCUCUUUGAUGAUAAUGACAAUUAUUAUUAUUGUUGUUAUUAUUAUCCCUAAAAUUGUUAUUACAGUAUUAUUCCACGAAAGAGAGAGAGAAAGUUUAUUUAUCUUGUUUCAAUACUUUUAUAUGUUAUAUGGCUACUAAAUUGUUAAUAUUGAUUUAAAAAUAAAGAAAGAACUUUCUCCGUUUAUUACAUUUCUAUCUCACGCUGUUUAAACUGUGUUAGUGUCAAGUGACAGUGGUAUUCAAGUCGUCAGUCAGUUUUUCUGACAUACUUGUCACAUAAAUCAAAUCCUAUUGAACUGUCUUUCAAUGUCCCAUGUUUGUCAAAACCGGAAACAUAUACUAAAACGUGUUUAAGAUUUGUCAGAAAUAAGAACUUUAUUCUUUAUUUGACGGUUUUCUAAUUGUCAGGGGUAGAAUAAACCGAGUAGGUCCCCGUAAUGGAAGUGGUUGUCCGGGUAGGGAGUCUGCGGGCAAUCAUCCUGCGCUUAUAUAUAAUGCGGGUACAUGAGUUGAGAGAGUUACCCAGUGACUGA
Pomacea canaliculata is the source of this 2371-nucleotide messenger RNA. RefSeq lists its product as uncharacterized. The transcript is spliced from 2 exons. Lineage: Eukaryota; Metazoa; Mollusca; Gastropoda; Architaenioglossa; Ampullariidae. The record is from RefSeq and is a predicted model, not a curated record. Bases 365 to 1261 code for a protein of 298 amino acids.